CUGACUGCACUGCUCUAGGCUCAGACAGGUUCAUAGAGGUUUUGGGGUUGCCAGUGCAAACACUGAGCUGCGGCUGAUUGCAAUAUUCCCCCAUCAAGGAUUUAUCUCAGAUUUUCUCUGACGCUCUGGACUAAAUAACAAGGGGAUCCAUAUCCACAACUGCUGUAGUUUGGAGAAUGGGAAGGGCUGCAGAGGGGCAGAUGACGGCGCUGUGGACGUGGACGUGGAUGUGGGCCUUCACCCUGACCGUAGCGACGGCCAUGGCAGACAGUGCGGCCACAGGGCCAGCGCUGGUGAGACAGAAGAGGGAGUGGCUGUGGAAGUCUCUGUACGUGGAGGAGGAGAAGGCCAGCCCCUUGCCCUUCUACGUGGGAAAGCUAAAUUCCACCAAGGCCAACAAGAACACAGUGUUUGUCAUUGAAGGAGAAGGCGUCAACACCAUUUUCAGGGUGGACCAACAUGGAGACAUUCUGGCCUACGAGAAGCUCGACCGAGAGGAAAAGAGCUCUUACAUACUGUCAGCGUCCCUGAUCGACAUCAACACCAAACAACCCAUCGAAGAAAAUGAUGUGUUUACCAUUCGCGUCCUUGACAUCAAUGACAACAGCCCGCAGUUUCCAAAAAACUACACAGGAUCUAUUGCUGAGAGGUCACCUAAAGGGACAGAAGUAUUGAAAGUCACUGCCACUGAUGCUGAUGAUCCAACCACUUCCAACGGACAAGUUGCUUACCGGCUGCUCAAUGGAACCGAUCUCUUCAGCAUCAACAGCAUGGGGAGCAUCACAACAAAAGUGAAUUACCUGGACCGUGAGAAGCAAAGCACGUACACCAUUUUGGUACAUGCAAAGGACAUGCCAAGCGUGGUGCUGGGUAACUCUGCCACCACGAUCGUCACCAUCAACGUGGGCGAUAUCAACGACAACACGGCGUCCUUUAAAGAAGGCACGUUUAAUUUUGACGUGAAGGAAAAUGAAAAGCCGGCUUUCAAAGUUGGUGUCAUGGAAGUGGAAGACCAGGACGAGACGCAGAACAAAGACCCGUCCUUCAGCAUGAAGCCUGACGCUUGCAGCAGCAUGUUUCGGCUGGAGCAGAACCCAAGAAGGGACGCUGUCCUCAGUCUCAAACAGGGCCUCGAUUUUGAGAAAACAACCAAGUACACGUGUGAGGUGCAAAUGCGGGAGGUCAACCUGGUGACUCCGCCGGAUAACAGCGGCAGACUGGAGAACACAAGAGCCACCAUUUUCAUCCAAGUGCUGGACGUCGACGAGCCCCCGCUCUUCACCCAGGGCGUCUACAACUUCAGCCUCCGCGAAGAUGCCGCGCCCAGCUCCAAAGUGGGACAGGUCUCGGCCAGAGACCCUGAUGCAGCUCAGCUCAAAGUACAAUACUCCAUUGAUGACCCAAACUGCCCAGUCAGAAUCGAUGUGCAUACUGGUGAUAUGUAUACAGACAGGACAUUGGACCGGGAGCUCAUUCCCAUACACACCUUCUAUGUGACUGCUAUGGAGAUUGGAUCCCAAGGUCUGAAAUCCCAUGCAACCGUGAACCUGGUGGUUGUUGACGUAAAUGAUAACGAGCCAGAGCUAACAAAUGCCACAAACAUUUUUGUUUGCCACAAUGCAGCAGCUGGCAUGGUUGUGCAGACAAUCGGAGCUGUUGACAAAGAUGAACACGCACAGGAGUUUUAUUUCACCCUCGCCAAAGAGAGCUCCAACUUUUCACUCAUCAAUAAUGGAAACAGCACGGCCAGCAUCGUGGUGAAGCAGGGGAACUUCGAGGCGGACGAGAACAGGGAGUACCUGCUGGAGGUGGUGGCGAAAGACGUGGGCCAUCCCCCCCGUAGCAGCACCACCACCUUGGUCAUCCGGAUGUGUCGCUGCGGCCCGGACAUGUCCAAGGAGGGCUGCACCGCCCCUAUCAUCCAGACGGGCGUCAGCAUCAGCGCCCUCAUCGCCAUCCUGCUCUGCAUCCUCACCAUUCUGGUCAUCGUGAUCCUCAUCGUCCUGAGGAGGCGGUGUCAGAAGGACAACAUGGUGGUCCUGGGAAAGAGCAGCGGGGAGAUCCACGAGCAGCUGGUGACCUACGACGAGGAGGGCGGGGGAGAGAUGGACACCAACGGCUACGACGUGUCCAUCCUGACGUCCGCGCGGAACGAGGGCGGGCCCCUGCAGACGCCGGGCCUCUACGCCGUGGUGAAGAAGCCCCCGCUCGGCCCCGCGCCCGACAUGGCGGGCCGCGCCGACAUGGCGGUGAUGAUCGAGGUGAGGAAGGACGAGGCCGACCACGACAGGGACGGCGUCCCCUACGACACCCUGCACAUCUACGGGUACGAGGGCGCCGAGUCGCUGGCCAGCAGCCUCAGCUCGCUGGUCACGUCCUCCGACGACUCCAGCCUCGACUACGACUUCAUCAACGACUGGGGCCCGCGCUUCAGGACCCUGGCCGAGCUGUACGGUGUGGACGGGGCGGACGACGGCUACCCGUACUGAGCAUGUGCGGCAGAGCGCGGCGGAGCCCCCGCCCCUUCCGCUCACUGAUCUGCCUCGUUCUUCUGGGGCAAGGCCACGAAGAGGCUUCCACCAAAAAAAUUAUUCCGUCAAGGGAGUAGCUACCAUAUGUUCAACAUUCCUAUCAGCCGUGGCUGUCAUUCCAAAAGAAAAGAAAGAGUCUGAAUUGUUCCUGAGAUGUUUUGAAAUCAUAUUCCCUUUGGCAUUUUGUCAUAAUUGCGGUGUAGAUGUGUUUGCCAUGAUUCAGUCGAUGGCUGUUUGUUAUUUCACACUUUUCUAAGUGCACAUGCUGUCUGUGAAGACCACAGGCAGGAUCAUAAGCAACUCAUCUUCUAAAAGAUGACUCCUCUUUUUAUGACCUUCUUUCAUACACAAGUAAUGGAUGGAUUUUGUUUGUUUUUUUUACUCCUGAGAAUAAGGUUUCAUCAUGUAUUUUGUAUUUAUGGUUUCUCAAAACUACUGUGAAGUGAAAGCAAAAAGGUGUGUUUUGUUGUUGCCUUUGAAGGACUGCAUUGACACGGAGAUGAUUUUAUGAAAAAACUAUAGGACCCACUCAUUGUUAAUUGUCAUUGUUUAGGAGUGACUUUGUAUUCAGAAUUGUAUGUUUGAUGACCAAAAUCAGUUCUUCAGUUCAGCAGGAAGGUUACACAAUAGGCAAGGGAUCUUGGCAGGAAACAGUGGCAGCAUGGUAUUGAAAGACUUAGAGUCAAUCCAAAUUUUAUUUGACAGGACUCAUCAACACAUAACUUGGGAGGAUAAAUCCUCUGUCCCUAUGGACCAUCAUAACAAACCACGACAGCCAACUCAGGAAACACCAAGUAGCAGAGAAGUCCAUAUGCGACUGAACUGUGUUCUGAAUAACUUUAACCUUUCAGAAGAGCAAUUUUAUUUGAAUGAAUCAUCACAUAUUGUUAAGGCUGUAGAUAAAAGGAAUGUCAUAAAACGAACUGCACUAGUGUUAUAUUCCAACUGGAACCCAACAUGCAAAAACAGCAAAAUGAUCAUUCUUAAAUUUGACUCCAACACAGACCACAAUUGGAGUAAAAAAUAAUAAUUGUUUUAUUUUGACUCAGGGGAAUAAGUAUCCCCAUUUUGCAUUUGCAAAAGUCUACAACUUUUACUAACAGCUUGAAA
Messenger RNA from Conger conger (European conger), 3641 nucleotides. RefSeq names its product cadherin-5-like. Gene Ontology annotation, molecular function: cadherin binding; calcium ion binding. The transcript has 12 exons. Gene Ontology annotation, biological process: adherens junction organization; cell-cell junction assembly; regulation of establishment of cell polarity. Gene Ontology annotation, cellular component: catenin complex; adherens junction; bicellular tight junction. Lineage: Eukaryota; Metazoa; Chordata; Actinopteri; Anguilliformes; Congridae. The coding region runs from base 177 to 2489 and encodes 770 amino acids. The record is from RefSeq and is a predicted model, not a curated record.